AUGGAUGUUUGUAUUCUAUUAUUUUAUUUCUUAAUUCAAUUUUCCAACUGUAAUGUGUAUAAAAAUCUGUUUGAAACCUUACUCUCCAGAUACAAUAAAAUAGCGUUUCCGUCUGGACAACAUAACAAUAGCCUCACAAUUGAAUUCAAACUGAGUCUUGAUCAAAUUGUGGAUGUACAUGAGAAAGAUCAAGUUAUUACAUUGAAAGGAACACUUGUGCAUCAUUGGUUUGACUUCCGAUUAUCUUGGAAUCCGAGUGAUUUUGGAAACAUUACUCUCAUGCAUUUUCCGGGUGAAAUGUUAUGGUUGCCAGAUAUCAUUCUCUAUAAUAAUGCUCAUGGAAGUCCGUGGGUAUCAGAAACAACUCAAAUUCAUGUGUCCCAUGAUGGACGUGUCACGUGGCAACCACCAGUUGUUUAUGAUGCAUUUUGUAAUAUUGAUAUUGAGUGGUACCCAUAUGAUCUACAGAUUUGUGAGCUUAAAUUUGGAUCAUGGACGUAUGGAGGAUCACAAUUGAAUCUAGUUCAUUUGAAUGAGGAUCGAGCCAAUGAAAGUCAAGAUUCAGAAGGAGAAAAUGUGUGGAAAGUUGAACGAGGAGUUGAGUUGAGUAACUAUCAAUUUAGUGCGGUUACGGUAGUAGCUCACACUCGUAUUCCGGGAUUGCAGGAAUCAGUUGAGUGGGACUUGUUGUCAGUUGAAGGAAUUCGGCACAAGAAAUGGUAUCCAUGUUGUGAUUAUCCAUCCAUUGAUAUCACUUAUUAUUUACACAUUCGAAGAAAAAAGUUGUUCUACACAGUCAAUAUGAUAAUUCCGUGUGUCUCAUUAGCUUCUUUGACUUUGUGGGUAUUCUAUCUCCCAUGUGAAAGUCACCAGAAAAUACAAUUGUGUAUUUCUGUUCUUGUUGCUCUCACAAUUUAUUUUCUGAUGUUGAUCGAUAUCAUUCCUCCAACAAGUAUUGUCACUCCACUUAUUCUGAAAUAUCUCAGUUUUACUAUGGUUAUGGUCGCAUUAUCAGUCACUUUCACAGUCCUCGUACAAAACAUCCAUUACCGUGCCCACUAUCAACCAAUGCCACGAUUCGUUAAAAAAUGGUUCAUUGAAAAACUGGGGAAAAUGCUCCUUAUAUCAAGGAAGACUGAACAAGCACAAUACCAUAGAACUGCUCAACAUGAGAAGCAAGUCAAUGCUCUAUCCGCAAUGAACAUUCUAGAAAGGCAGUUCCAGAAGACACUUUUUGAGUUGGAGAUUGCAACCAUGGCAAAGAAAAAUACACCUCAACCACCGAAAUCUGUGAACUCAUUGUUUCUAGAACUUCCUAUGUUAAACCGAUCGGUAUCUGUUAAAAUUAGAAAACCAUCUGUGAAGGCUGUUAAAAAUCGCAUGCGACGACUGCUCAGUAUCGAUAUGACUGAUGAUGUUCGAGGAAAGGAUGUAGAAGAAAUAUCGCCGGAGACUGUGAAAGACACUGAUCCAGAUAGAGAAAAACUUCGAAAAGCUGAGAGAAACAUUCAUUUCAUUGCUAAGACACUAACCGAUGAACGGAAAGAUCAAGAAGUAUGA
Molecule: messenger RNA, 1560 nt
Organism: Caenorhabditis remanei
Lineage: Eukaryota; Metazoa; Nematoda; Chromadorea; Rhabditida; Rhabditidae
Exons: 13
Coding region: 1-1560 (519 amino acids)
Biological process (GO): signal transduction; monoatomic ion transmembrane transport; chemical synaptic transmission
Cellular component (GO): synapse; neuron projection; postsynaptic membrane
Molecular function (GO): transmembrane signaling receptor activity; acetylcholine-gated monoatomic cation-selective channel activity
Source: RefSeq, a predicted model, not a curated record